This is a messenger RNA of Columba livia (rock pigeon), 12415 nucleotides long. RefSeq names its product scaffold protein involved in DNA repair (gene SPIDR). Gene Ontology annotation, biological process: double-strand break repair via homologous recombination; regulation of establishment of protein localization to chromosome. The transcript has 16 exons. NCBI's taxonomy places the organism in Eukaryota, Metazoa, Chordata, Aves, Columbiformes, Columbidae. The record is from RefSeq and is a predicted model, not a curated record. The coding region runs from base 9640 to 11916 and encodes 758 amino acids. Gene Ontology annotation, cellular component: nucleoplasm; nuclear chromosome.
UGAAAUCUUAGUGUCUCUCAUAUCCAGUUUGGCAGGGUCUGUGUCAUGUUUUGUUGCUGUUGCUUUGUGAUAAACAGUUUCUAUACAAACCUCUGAAUCAUCUGUAGAUGACAAUUCAGAUUUACAGUUGUUUUGUUAUCAGGACACUUACAUUCCAGACUAAUAACCCUGGUGACUGAUUAACCCUUUCUAUGGAGAUAGUCUGUAGCGAUGGGCUAGAACUCUAUAACUGUAACAUGUCAAAGAGGAUUUUGCCUGCUCUGCAGGAAUCUGUUAACACACACUCAUGUAAAUGCCAGCUGCAUAUAACCCUGCUCCCACGCUUUUUUUUUUUUCUCCAUUUAGUGUAUCACUGUUUGCCUUCAGACCAGGGCAGCAGCCUUGACUGCUUGGUGGUUUUGUCUUUGUCAUCAGUCUCUCUGGAAAUAUGCUCAUAAUCUGUUACUUUAUAUGAUAUCUCUUCCACUACUGCCAACUCUAGCCCAGCUUUGUUAUUCCCUUCUUGGACACACGAAGAAGCUGUUCCACCUGGCUGUUGAUUCCCUGCUCAGUCCCAGCACAGUGACAUACUUUUUGACUCAGUCCCAGUCAUCCUCCUCCCACUCUGUCUCCUCUUCCAGGCAUGGUCACUAUUUCACUCGCUUGUCCCCAUUCACCCUCGCCUGGUCAUUGCUCCGUCUCAGUUCACUGGUUCUCUCUUGCCUAACACAACUGUUUAGUUCUGUGCCACCAAAUGCUGUCAUCUGAUUGCAGCUCUUCAGAUAUGGUGGCUGCAGUAGCUCCUCACAUCAUGAGUCUCACCGGCGCAGUUCUCUUGUGGCAGCCUCUCCAGUCUUCUGCACACAAUGACUCUUGUUUCUCUGUGUGUUUUUCUUGUCGUUACACUGGUGGAGGAAAGUUCUUUUCCCCCUUUGAAGGUAUCCUGGUGGUGCUGCUGGGAAGUUUGAUGCUUCUGAGAAGAAAUGGCUUGUUGGUAUUUUGCAGGCACCUGGAAAUGGGAAAGGGACCGUUGAAGCUAAGUGAGAAAAGCAGAUCGGAACUGUCUGCUUGUGAAGGCAAACACAAUGGGCAGAACAGCUUCAUCCUGACAUAAAGCAGUCAUGGACAAGAAGGGUUGAGGUUUGUGUUGGGGUUUAGCUACUCUGAAAGGCUGCUAAAAACAAUUCAAUUUUAAAAAUCCAUUAAGUUUGCACAUCAGCUGUACUUGUGGAGGCUAGUUUUGGUCCUAUCAUUCAUGAGAAAAAAAAAGGUGUGGUGGAAUUAAAAAGCUUUGGAGCAAGUUGGUAAGAGUGAUCAGACGUAUCGGAUAUUUUCUGCAUGAGAAGAAAUUCUGUAGAAUAGAAACCUUCAUCCUCAAGAAGAGCUUGCUGUGGAGAGGACAUGAAAGAAACCCAUGAGUCACAAAUAGAUAAAGUAAAUGGAAUUACUAGGUACUGCAUUGAUCUAGGAGACAUCAAGUGAACGUAGCAGGUUGAUUCAACAUUAAAAAGGAGUUUAUUCAUCUGACCAUAUGAGCUGCGGAGUUCCUUGCCACAGGAUUAUAUAGAUGCUGAAAGAUUACAUGGGUUCAAAGCUAAUUGGACAAACUCAUGGAAGACAAAUCUGUUAAGGAUUAAAUACAAAGAUCUUGCAUCUAGUUGAAGCCGCAAACCGGAAUCGGGGAGACUGUUCUGUGGCAGCGUUGCCACAUGCUUGUCCUGUUUUAAACUCUUCCCUAAACAUCUGACAUUAAUCAUUGUUGGAGGCAAAAGUUAGGGGCUACAAUAAUCCUUGGUAUAUUCCCCUACAGCUGUUCCCAUGUUUGCGUGCUGUGGGCUUUUCAGCGUGCAUGAAUUUUGUCCUGUGUCCAUUGCCACCCUCAGUGCUUUCUCUGCAGAGCAAUGGAGAAGUCACAUACCAAAACACGAUGUUGCAAAUGGGUCCCCACUUGGUGCAGUGCCGCAGGUCCCCUUUGUAGCUCUAAUUCUUUACCAUCUGUUGCUCUGUGUUGCUUCUGCAGGGUGUUUUUUUCACAGUCUUGUUUAUGAUUACCUCAUGUUUUUAAUAAAGCUUUUUGAACAGACAUGGGGAUGGUGAAGAGCCUUUGAGGCAGCAUAGAUUUUGUGGAGGGUGAUGGCUGCAGCCAAACUUGCCUAGGGAAAGGUUUAGCUUCCCUGGAGUGAGCUGGUGACAGGCUUCACAGACUAAGUUUCUUUAACUUGCUUGAUUGGGUGAGGGAGAAGUGCAAAGGUAAGGUUUUGUUUGUUUGUUUUUAAUGGAAAUCUUUCAUUUUUAUUACUUAAAAACAUCGGUGGUGCUGAGUUUCAUUGUGAAUUUGGUGUGUUCCAGUAAUGAAGUGAUUUGUCUAGGAUAUGAAGCACUCCAGGAUCUUUGGGAAUGGGAAGACAAUGUAACUAGCAGUACAAAAAGAGUAAAUACUAUAAAUCCGCAAUACUGAUCUUCCUUUCUGGGGUAAGCAGCGUAAUUGCAGCCACCUUUCAGAACAUAUAUGUGAAUGCAUGAGUGUAUAACGGUGUGGUCUGAAGUUGGAAAUAGGUGCAUAACACUAAAGUAAUAAAGUGUUAUUCAUGAACUGCUGACACAGGAUUAUAUUGGCCUCCCAAAUUUAUAAUAGUAUUGGGAGAAAAGUGUAAGACUAUGUGAAAUGUUGUGUGGUGGCAGAAGGGAGGAUCUGUUGCAGUUUAGGUGCCUGCUGAGCCAGAAGUUGCAUUGACAAUAUUAAGUCUGAGAGAUAUUAUGAAUUUUAUCUUUCAAUAGCUUGCUCAGUCCCUUUCUGAACCAAUUUAAGUUUGUGGUCUCCAGACAGAAUUAGAGAAAAGACCAUUUAGUUGUGGCAAUUGCAGAUAAAGCAUUGUAUUUCCUUGCGCUCUGUUCUUUGCAGACAUCUAUAGAGAAAAGAACUAACAAUAUUACAGACAGCAAUGUAACAGUUUUAUAGAGCUGCUUGUAAAACCAGAUUAUAUAGCUGCAUACCAGGAAAUGUCACAAAUGGUGAGCUUUGGCUAACGUGUUCCUCCUUUACAGGACUUAACAUGAUCAUCCUUACAAUGCAAGAUACCUGUGGUGUGUUGGGAGGAUAGAAGAGUUUUUGUAUGGCUUUUAAUUACUGUUUUAGAAAGGAAGGGUCAAGGCAGCUCUUUGCACAAAGAAGCUUUGUCAUCUGCCUCAGCCUGUAGUUAUCAGAGGAGGAAGAGGUGAGGAGAGAAAGAGAUGUAUUGUUCUCUUACAUAGUUUGUGAGAGAAGGUUGGAUUAAAAAUAUCAGGUUAUGUAGACUUUUCAAAGGAUUAGAAUAUUAGUAUGAACUUGGGACAAGGAAAUAAACCAGGACAUAAUUGCCACUCUCAUAUGCCUAAAAAGCAGUGAGCCAGACAUCAGAUUAUAAAAUUGUCAGUUUAAACAACAACAAAAAUCAAUGUUUUUACAAGCAACAAAUCUGAAAAAAAAAUGCAGGAGGGUGAUUAUUCCCAUAUAAUUUUUAACCUUUACAUGUACUUGAGUCUCAUUUUCCACAUUUUUUUUUCCCUUGCAAACAGUAGAGCUAGAUUUUACAUUGGUUUUGAUUGGUGGUUUACACUACCUACAGUUUAAAGAUUCUGUGAUUGCUUAAGUGGCCAUCAGAACAGUGCAGAGAAUUGUUUUCUUACAUGGCUUUACAAUUUUGGAAAAUGGUUCCCAUACAUAUUGAUGGUUUCUUAAAUCUAAUGAGCUCAAAGCAGAAACUACAUCCGGGAAAAUAUCUGUUUUGAUUUCUUCAAUUUUUAAACAAAACAUAAUUACCAAAAAAGAUGAAUCAUCACUUUUGUUGAUAAUGAGGAUGCUAAGUUGAUUCAUCACUUUCACGUAUGAGUCUAAGUGAAAAAUAUUGCACAUAUCGCCUUGGUUCUGUUGUGCAUGCUGAGUAUUUGUAAAUAUUUAAGUUAGUUAACAUCAUCACAACACAGGUCAUUAUGUUGGGAGCUAAGUGCAAGAAAUAAUCGGAGAAACGAUGGAAAGGAAAAUCAGAACAUGAUUUUACAUAGUACUGUAAGGCAAUGCAACUUCUGUGCCGCACCUGUGGUGCAAGUCACUUCUUAAAAACAAGAAUGACAGUGAGAUUUAAGAGGGGGGAAAAACCCCAAGAAGUUGUACUACAUUGUUAUAAAGUACUGAAUGUGCUUUUUGUUGCUGUACGUAUAACUUUGCAACUACCUUGAACAUUCUAAGGUUGGCAUUUCUGUAUGUUUAAUUAAGCAGUUGCUUGUGGAAAAUGACUUCAAAAACUUGACUGAAAAAAUGCUGGAAAUUAUCUGCAUGCAAAUUGCAUGUUCUUUUAAUUCUACUUUCCUGUUACUUAAUUGCCAUAAAUUAAUUUGUAAGCAUUUUGUAAAGCGGUGGUGGAAGUUUUCUAUCAGUCUUGCAUGCUCCAGACACUCUGAACAGUCAAAAAUAAUAAUAUAGACCAUAAUAAUUCAGCUUUGCCACAGUCAUGAUCCUUGUCGUCAUCACACAUCUGAAAAAGAAAGACUACUGGUGCUAUAAUGUGUUGUGUUUUAUUCUAAUAUUUUGAGCAGGGAGGGAUGAUUUGAGACCACUGAAUGCUAAUUUCUUUUGCUUUGUUACCAUGCGUAUUUUAAAUGGAAGAACAGCAAAUGGAUUUAAUUUUUAUGAGAUUUGCAGCCAGUAGAUCUUAAAAAUUCUCCAUCUGCUUGUUAGCUGCACUGUGCUCCAGUUUCAAAAAGAAGAAAGAAGAUGGUAAUGUAGCUCAUGUGUUUUCCUGAACUGGAAUGAACUGGAGUGAAUGAAUGAAAUGUUCUGAAGGAGAUCCCCAAGUCAUAGGAGUAUUGUAGGGUUUAACUGCAAGAAAAGUAUUUUACAGUGUAUUUUUUUUCCUUUGGCGCUAUUGACUUUUUAAAAAUGCACUUCAUUGCACAGGCUCUUUAUCUGGCACAAAGUCAUUGAGCAGAGGUUGCCACUCCUUUUUGCCUUUUUUGGUACAGGUCUCAGCAUAACGCUCCUUAACUUUUUCUGAGGCUUCUUUAGGUGUUGCAGCAAUAAUACACCACAGUGACUAGAAUGGAAACCUAUGGCUGGUGACCCAUCUGUGGUCGCUUCCAAUUACUUUCUUUGCUGACAUUAAAACCAUUAAGUUGUACAAUAUUGCCAGAUUUCUGUGGAGUUUGGUUUAAAAGUGAUGGAACAGGGCUUUUUUUUUCUUUCUGGGGGAAAAUCCCUUAAACUGGUAAGUCAAGAUGCUCCCUUGGGAGGUUCUGGAGUUGCAAAUCACUUCACUGUGGAGGAGUAUUUCAGGGGAAAAGUACUCAUGUGCUUUGCACUUCUGUGCUCCACGUGUCUCAUAUAGGCCACCGUCCCAGGUAGGAUGCUGAGAUCAACGAAUCUCUGGCCUGAUUUGUUCUUGCUGUUUUACUUUGUUUCCUUGAUCUCCACAAUUUUUUUUAGUUGCUGGUUUAUUGUGCUUUUAAGUCCUCGGCUUCUAGAGUCUGGUUAGCAUGUUAUCUUAUGUGGCAUUAUGCCAAUGUUUAUGGGCUUAAAGCAAAAGGAAGUUCUAGUUUGCUGUUUACAUCUAAAAUGCAGAGUGAAUCCAACAGCUUACUUCUGUUUAGUGAAACUGAAACUUUCUACCUGGUGCCUCCAUCUCUCUGGCAGAUGUUAGUCCCCAGUAUGUUCAGUUUCUAAAAAGAAUAAUGCUUUAAUUUUUGCUAGAUAAAACUAGACUAAUUGCAUGUGUAGAAAUAUAAACAAACAAUGCUGGAAAAAGUUAGAAAGGAAUUCUUUUGUUUGGCUUUAUGGGCUUAACUAUGUAGUGUUGUUGCUAGAAGUCUUAAAAACCACACAGGAAAAACUGAGGCAAACUAGUGCAUAAUGAAAUGGAAGCAUAAAACUAAAGUGAAGAAAGUGAUAGGUAAGGAUGUAAAAGAAUUAAGAAAAAGUGAGAAUGAAAUUAAGACUGAAGAAACCAACUUGAGAUUUUAUUUAAAUAAGAUGUGAUUACAAAUCUGUUUUAACGUUAUGAAACUCUGUAGAAUCCAGAAGCCUGAUGGGUUGUAUGACAUUGUUACUGUGGUUAAAAUGUGGUCAGUGCUAUAAGUGUGUGUGUUUGUUUUUAGAAAAGCACCAAGCUGCUCUAGCUUUUGAAAAAGAACACACACAUACACACUCCCAAUCCUAAGCUGCAAUUGGUUAAAAUAAAACCAAAUACCUAGAAAUCUGUUCCUAUAUGUAGCUGGCAAUGAACAUCAUCUCCUUCACUGCAAACAGUAAUAACUUGUGUUUAAUACGUUGAAAGGUGUUGAGUUUUGCAUGCAUAGUCAGAUCGGUGCAAUUUGUCUGCCUCUGUCUGCAUUUAUUGGAACCACAGAUGACGUAAAUCCCAUUGUGUUGCCCCAUAGGUCGACAGACCUUUUUUCCUUCACCUAUUUUCUGUGCUUUUCAUCUGGUAAAAAGUAAUUUCCAGACCAAAGUAUUAUGAGGACUGAGAGGUCAGGUGUUAUAAAACAGCAAUAGAAGUAAAGUGUGUUGACUUUGAAUGUUCUAGAAGCUGCAAUGAACGCUAACCUUCUUCUGUCAUUAUCCUGUUUUUACUCGCUUAUGAAUGUGAUUGUCUCUCUCAUGUGCUGUUGCACUUCCUGCUUCUCCAAAGUCAUGUUUUUAAGUUGCUUCUUCACUUACGAGUCACUCUUUCAUUAUGGAUCUGUCCUAGAUUCUGUUCUCUGACCCUCUAACCGGAUAUUUUAACUGUGCUGAAAAAUGGGGGAGGAGAAAGUAGGCAAACACGUUAGGUUGUCAGGUUCUGCAGCAUUACUGACAUGUCCCAUGAGUGCUCUGUGCUUUAUUAGCAAAUGACCCAACUCUCAAAUGAAUAAAUCAACAUGUUAACGGAGCUACAAGGUGUUGCUCUUCUUCAGUAUCUGAGUCUUGUUUACACUUAUUUAUAAGGAGGAUCACAUAUCUAAUAUAAUCUUCCCUCUUUUGAAUUGACAAACGGUGUUGUAUUUAAGAAAAUAAAAGUAUUCCUCUUGCCUACGUUGUUUUCCUACCUGGCAGGUGUGUAACUAGGUGUAGUUGUGUGCUGCUGUGGUUGCUUUCAUAUGUGUAUAGUUGAAGAUGGUUAGAGGUGCAUUCAUGGCUCAGGAUUCAACUGUGCUUUGAAUAUAGGACUUUACCGUUAAAAUAUAGGGGUGUAUGAGUGUUUUGUUGGUGUGUUUUGUUUUAUUUUGUAUGUUCAAUAAAAACAUAACACGCUGCAAUUGGAGGUCUUAAUUCAAACAGUGCGUACUAAAGUCAGGGAAUGUGUUACUCUGGUUUUGGUCUUGGUGCAGCUAAUUGCAUCCAAUCACUUGAGAUUCCCUAAACCACAAGUGAAAAUAUUCCAGGACUUAACAAAUUGAAAUACUUCAUGUUCCAGAGAGAUGAGGUGGUUUAGGAGAGGGGCAACGGAGCCCAGGCCUCGCUGCCUUUUGUGUUCAGCUACAAACCAUGAGGUCGCGUUGCUUUAUCUUUUAGUUGUAAGAGAUCCCAACUAUUUUUUUUUAAAAUCCCAUUCACAGUCUCGAAGCGUGUAAGAGCAAACGAUCUUAUUGAAUACAUACUUUAACAAUACAAUAUAAAAAUGAACCUCGCUCUGUUUGAGCUAGUAGUCCUGUGCCCUUGCCCAGAGGCUGUCAGCCGGGAAGAGAAGUGGCCCGUGUGACUGCGGCAAGUGUGUCACAUCCUGCCCUCAACUCUGCCCUCCUUGGAGGCUCUGGCAGGCUCCCUGUGGUUUGCUCACUGGCCAGCUGGGAGUGGCUCCAGAAAACCUCUCUAACCUGUGGAUCUGGUUCUCGAACAAACUUUCAGACUUAACAGUAUCUCGGCACUCUUUGCCAAGCCCAAUUAGGAGAGGAGUGAGGGUGCUGGGGCAGGCUUUCAAAGUUUGGUGGAGAGCUCACCUGUAAUUUUUUUGACAAAUUCGUGUGUAUUCAAAGCAUGUUGUAUGCGGAUCACUGCGGGUUUGUCGUUGUGGUUUUUUGUUUGUUUGUUUUUUUCCUUGUCAACCCAGUAAACUCCUUUGUAAACAUGAGGCUACUGAAGAGCUUCCCUCUUCUGUGAAAAUCUUCCCCCUGUCUCAGCUGCAGGAGUCGUGUUCCUGGCUGUGUUUGGAGGGGAAUGGGCAGGUAACUGCUUCGACAUUAGAUGCGUACAUUGUGAAUGCCAGCGCAUCUUUGUUAAGGAAGUAUGAACUGCUUCUUCCAUGGGGAUUUUUAAGGAUAACCUAUCAAGUCAGGGCAUGUCACUGGAAACUUACUUGCCUUGAUAGGAAUUCCCUGUCAUCUGUGUCCUCAGCAGUCCGUGUGUUUCUUACUUAAAUGCCUUCCUGUAACUUAACAAACUCUGAAUUCACUUUAUCUCUGCUACUUAUUUAGGUGCCCUCUUUGAUCUGGAGCCUGACUAUAGAAAGAUGACAUUAGAAAUUAUUACCUCCAUUGUUGUUUCUAUUGCUCUGUGAAAAUUUUCAUUUAUAUGUAGUUGUGUAAAAUGAUCAUUAAUGGUUUAUAGAGAGCUUUUAAAUUAUUCGUUCGUGAAGUAGUACCAUUCUCUACUUUGUCCUGAUCAACAUUUGUGGAGCAUUCUCCAUAUGUGAAUGUGUCCUUGGUGUAUCCUACAGAGAGACAAAAGAAGACAUUUAAGAAUUGUAUUUUUCAUAUCUCCCUAGACUUUUUUUACCUUAAGAUGCAGUUACUCAGAAAAUGGCAUUUUGAACAUCAAAAAAUAUAUCAAGAAAACAUCAAACACGUCUUCUUUCUCAUUAUUUUUUUUUUAAUUUUUGGGGCAUUAAAGCACAUUUUUUUUUUCCCCACUGUUACAGUAUCAGAGCUAAUACUGUUUUAAUUUGAAAGACAUAAGCAGGGUUCUGGUUGGAAGAACUUUUGAAAGGAUUUUCUGUGAUGCUAAACAGGGACAACUGAAAGGGUCUAAUUGCUUCCUGUACAAGUUUUAUUGUCUCUUUGGUUAACAGAUAGUUUAUUUCUAUAGUCGUAAUAGUAGCUUGCAGUGUUUAAUAGUCAAGGUGAAAAAUAAUCAGUGCAGCUUUCACACAUAACCCAGGCUCCUGAUGUUGGAAGGACUGGCCAGGGACAUGGAUCAUCUCCUAGAUGCGUGUGUUGCAUGUCUCAUUAGAGAACCUGUAACUAGCCAAAAAUGUUGUCACCUUUUAGCUGAUGGGUGAAGGGUGGUGGAACACUGGAUUAGCUAUUAACUGAUGCGCCUGUUCAGGUUUGCACUGAAAUAGUGGAAGCAGCUCCAGUGGGCUGUCCAGGUAGGGAGCAUGUUUGCCUUACCGUCUCCUGUGUAUCCCUCUAACCGCGUGCUAAGCUGAGGGUGAGUGUGCUGAAAGUAAUGAAGGUGAAGCUGGAUCCAUCUUUCUGUCGUUGUGGCUGGAAGGUGUUGCUGGAGCCUUGCGCCGUCAGGACGCUGCGGGUGCAGGUGGCAGGUGACUGGGGAGAGCCCACUCAGCAGCUGUCUGUGAGCUGGUUUUGAUCCUGCAUCUGCAGGUAUCAAAUGUCUCCAUCAGUCACUGAAGAGGAGGAUAGGACAUCAGGAAGAGAGGCGGAAAAGGGACUAGACUUUGAAGAGAAAGAGGGGGAGUCCCAGACAGAGGAAACAUGGAGAAGGGAGAUAACAGCCAUAUGACAACUCCGACAGACAUUUCUGAGUAUUCAUCCGAUAACGACAGCGUGGGAGAAGGAAAGACAGGCCCAGCGACCACCGCUCCGGGAUCCAGUGAGAGAUUGGGGCCAAGGCUGGGAGUGGACACUGGGGAUGCUGCAGCACGACCGGCCAGCGAGUGGCUGAGGUCUGCGCAGGCCCUGCUCCGCACCCCCGGGAAGCAGGGGGGCAGGGCCCCCCGAGCCCCCACCGAGUCCGCCAAGAAGAGGAAGCUGCUGAGGGGUGGCCUGGCUGAGAGAUUAUGUCGACUGCAGAACAGAGAAAGAUCUGCCAUUAGCUUUUGGAGGCAUCAGUGUACUUCAGAUGCUAAAAUCCCCUCAGAUAAAUCUGGUGUUCUAAUUGUGAAGAUCUUAGAAAUGUUUGAAGAGUGUACAAUGCAAGUUGCCAUCUGCCAGCAGCUGGAACAGUCUCCUGCUGCCCUUUCAUCCGAGGAUGCUGUCGUCAGUGCAGAAGAACCGAUCCUCAAAGUCCUCUUUGCGAGAGAGACAGCAGCUCACCUGAAGAGCAGGCCACAGGACGUCAUCCAUAUCUACCCUCCAUGGCAAAAACUGCUCCUCAAAAAUGCAGAUGUUCCUGUUAUCAUGAAUACAUAUUUUAGUCAGAAGGUGCUGCUCAGUGAACAUUCAGAAACAAGAGAGAAGACAUAUGGUCUUACAAAGAUGCUUAUUAGGAAGCAUAUUGUAUCUUUGGCACAGACAUUCAGACUAGAUGACCCUGAUGAUGAGUUACACCAGGAAUCUUCAGAUAAUCAGGUCGCUUGUGCUCCACAAAUUCACCACAAGUGUGAUUGGAAACAGCAUUCCUUAGCACAGGGUGCUGUUAAUGAUUCUCUGCUUGAAAUGGUGGAAAGCCAGGGAGCGGUGGGAUGGAGAGAAGCGCAGGUCCGAGUUGUUAUCCAAAGGGUGUACUGUUUGCCUGCAAGAGAAGCUUACAGAAGCCACGUUCAAGGAAACAAGCCUCUUUGUGCAACAUCCAUCAUAAAUUCAGAUCCUCCGAGUGUCAGGUUGUGCCUCCUUGUCCAGGACGCCUAUGGGAUGUUCAGCGAAGUGCAGUUGCAGUCCCUGCGCUCUGCAGAAGACGUUGAGCAGUACUGCAGGAGGUGGGAAGGAAAAUCCUGCUGCUUAGCUGGAAUGAAAAUCUUGCAAAGAACUACAAGAGGAAGGUCAUUAGGACUUUUUAGUCUGAUAGACAGUUUGUGGCCUCCAGCAGUGCCUGUAAAAGUUCCUGGGCAAAGUCAAGACUCUGAAAUGGUGACAACUAAUCUUCCUCCUCCCAGCUUCUGUUAUAUUCUUACUAUUCAGUCUGGUGAAAUACAUGUGGAAGUGGAUGAGGAAGAACAGAUUUCUAAUUUGUACCAGCCACCAGCUGUUUGUGGUCUAAAGGAAAUUCUUCAGAUCGAUGGUUGUAGUGAACGUUGUAGCUUCUGGGCGCAAGUGCUAUAUCUGAGGCAGAAGACUAAACACAGUGUUCCUAUAAAUCAAAGAGAGAUUUGGUUGUUCGUGACUGACUCCACAUUGCAAAAUGUGGCUCAUAUCACUCCAAAAGUUGUCGCUGUGUCAGUCACUGCAUCGUGUGUCCUCAGCACGGAAAUCACGGAAGCCCUUAGCGUUGCCUCGCGACUCGUCUUCUUCAAGGAUGCACUGUGGGGGAAUGGUAGGAUUAUUUGUGUUGAACGUACUGUUCUCUUAUUACAAAAGCGUCUUUUGUGCUCGGCUGCCGGUGCUGACCUCAGUGAGCUGACUGGCCCUGUCAGACUCGAUGAGCUGGAUUCUACAACACAGGCCAACUCCAUCUGUGCUGUAAGAGGUACUGUUGUUGGGGUUAAUGAGAGCACUGCUUUCUCCUGGCCGACAUGCGACAGAUGUGGCAAUGGAAAGUUGGAGCUGUGUCCCCAGAUCAGAGGAUUGCUGUAUUGCAACCAGUGCUCUGAGGUUGUCGUUUCACCAGUUUUGAAAAUGCAGCUGGAAGUCUUCUUGAGUUGUCCCUCCCGAUCUCAAAGUACAGUAAAAGUAAAGCUGUUACAGAGGUCCAUCUCUUCUCUCCUGAUGUCUGCCGCUAAUGAAGAUGGGAGUUAUGAGGUGCAGAGCGUGCUGGGAAAGGAGGUGGAGUUAUUGAACUGCUACGUCCACUCCGUCACCAGCCACCCCAACUGUGUUGCACUGGAGGAAAUCGUUCUUCUGGAAGCGGCAGACGGACACUCGGCUGAACUCUAGUCAGCUACUACAGUAUCUGUGGACUUUGUAAUGUGGUUAUCUGUUAACUAGUGCCACAGAUAAUGUGUCAUGCAAGUGUGAUAAGUAUUAAGAUAGUUUUUGACAACCGUGAUUUACAAAGCACCUUGUGCUAAUGCUGAAAAAAAAAUCUAUUAAAAUCCUAUCAACUUUCUGAACUCUUCUUUUUUGGAUCUGUUCAGAAUUUAAGAAUCCAGUUCUUUGGCAUGUUUGCUGUUCAUGUAUGUAAAACAUCUUGUUCUGGAGUUUUGAAUGGUUGUAAAUUUUUUUACAAUAUUGUAUUUAUUAUGUUUAGAUGGAAAACUGCUGUUUUUGAAAUCAAUACCUCACCAUAGGGAGUGAACAUUGGUCUAAGCUGAGUUUUAUCAGCGAAUUCUAGCUGCACCAGCAGCCGCAAAACACCGCGUUGUGUGCGAAUUCCAAGUUGUAACAUUUGUUAUCACCUUGCAAUAAAUGUUGUAAAGAUGGAGAUUUUAACAAA